Messenger RNA from Manis pentadactyla (Chinese pangolin), 3798 nucleotides. RefSeq names its product THAP domain containing 10 (gene THAP10). Gene Ontology annotation, molecular function: sequence-specific DNA binding. The record is from RefSeq and is a predicted model, not a curated record. Lineage: Eukaryota; Metazoa; Chordata; Mammalia; Pholidota; Manidae.
AUGACAACCACGACUUCCGGUCCGUUCCUCUUCAAGGCCCACCUCAGCUCCACCGACGCGAAAUUUGUACCACUCUCCCUGCGUCCACCUGCUCUGUCCGGGGAGUGCGGAGAGGAGGAGGCACAUGUCAAAGAGCCGGGGACUCGCCCAUUUGGGGCCCCAGUUCGGCACUUCCGGUGGCCGGAGGAGCGCGGGGGCGUUCGGAGGGCCAGGGGAGCCCGGCUUCCCCGCCCAGAAGGCCGCGGCGUAGCCGCCCAGUGCGGCAACACCACCAAGGCCGAGCUGUUCCGCUUCCCCAAGGACCGCGCUGCGCGCCUGCUGUGGGGCCGCUUCGUGCGGGGCAGUGACCGCUCAGCCAUCUGCUCCGACCACUUCGCGCCAGCCUCUUUCCACGUCUCGGUUUUGCAGAAGAACCUGCGCUUCUCCCAGCGCCUGCGGCUCGUAGCGGGCGCCGUGCCCACCCGGGUGUCCUCCCCAGCACCUAAGGGGGAAGAAGAGGGAGACCCAGCGGGCAGCCCCGAACAGGGAGGAGCGCCCCAGGCAGUCAGGCGGGCGGAGGCUGCCCCGGGUCUAGCCUCCUGUACUCUCCUCUGGGUCAGGAAGAAGGCCGCAGCUUCACAGAUUACAUGUGAAAAUGAAGUUUUACAAACACAAGUCCAUGCUGAUAAUCUACCUGAUGACAUCACUUCAGUACCUGCUCACUGUGUAAAAGGCCCAGUGCAUAAAAGUACACAAAUUUCUCUGAAAAGGCCCCCUCACUGUAGUGUGGGUAUUUAGGCCAAAGUGAAAGUGUUUGGAAAACUACUCUGUAAUGCAACUACUCAGACUGAUGAAUUAUGGUCUAGAAUGUCCUCUCUCUUUGACAUUUACUCCAGUGACUCAGAAAGAGACGCAUUCUGGGAUAUCAAGAGAGAACAGAGUGAUUUAUAGUAUAUAGCUGUGCAGGUGAAAGAAGAAACCUGUUAAAAACACAAUAUCAAAUGAUUUGAUAUGCUAUAGUUUUUCAGAUCUUUACUCAACAUAAUUAUCUCUUUACUCUUAUAAACCUUUCACUUCAAGAUAAUAUGUCAGUUCAGGAUCAGCAAAAUUUGCUUAGCUUUGUAGGCAAAACUUUGCCUGCUUGCCAAGAUAAUGAAGAUAAUCCUGCCCCAAAACCUCCCUACCAGCCUCCCUACUCUCCUUUUUUUUUUCUUUUUAUCCUUUUGGCAGAAAUGAGGUUAUAAAAAAAAAAACCAUAAUAGCAACAUUUCCAGAUCAGGAUUAAGCUUAGUUCAGAAGCAACAUUCUAAUGGGACUUAUUUGACAUAAACAAGUUAGAAUGUCACCGUUCUAAAUAAUUUGAAGAUAAAGAACAAUAAUAGCACUGCCAAGUCUGCUACUGUUAAAUGAUUUGAGGUUAAAGCCAGGAUAUGUACCCUUAAUCAUCAUUUGCUAUAUUAUUUAUUUAUUAGUUUGUCCAUUUGAAUAUCACAGUUGCUGUGAGCAUUUCUGAUAAAGCUGUGGCUCUUAGAGAAAAUUUUCAAAGGGGUUCAAUUUAAAUAGAAAUAGCUUUAUAUACUUAGGUUACCUUGUUAAUAAAAUCUAUAUGCAUCAGUUCUAAUUACAACAAAUUUAAUAAGCUUAAUUUAGAUUGAAAUUAUUUACAUCAUGCAAAAAAAAGUAUUACAUUUCUAACAUAUCCCCAUUUCAUGAAUUAGGUUUUCCUCUAUCAAAAUCACUCUGUUGAAUUCCAUAUUUGGGAAAUAAGCAUGUGAAACUUAGCUGCCGCAUCUGCCAUUCACCAGCAAAAUUUUUAUGGCAAUUUUGUACCACAAAGCAAUUUGUUCCAAUGGUUUCUAAGAAACUUCUUAAAACUCUGAUCUUCUGUAGAGAAUAAGAAAAAUAAAUGGGCAUUUUAUACAUCAUGGAUUUGUUAGUUCUGCAUGACUGGAAGAACUUACAUGCAUUUUAUCCUCAAAGGUUUAUGCAUUACACCAAAGUGAUUUUCUUCCAAAGCUAAUUUUAUGUCUGACUUUAUUUGAACAGUGUCAUUUUAAUAAAAAGAAUAAUAAAAUAUUAAUAUAAGUUAUGAGCCUGAAUAAUGAUUAGUAAGCACAUAGCAUUAUUAAUAUUAUUAUUGCUACUUUUGGCUUGAAUUUGAGAUGACCAUUUUAUGUUUUAAGAGAGCAUUAAGUUUUAAAAUUAAGUAAGUAAAUCCUCUGAAGCUAAAAACUCUUAAGUACCUAUUGUCCCUUGAACUUUGAAACAGCCUAUCUCCCUAAUUCAAAUCCUAACGUUACAUGCCCAUUCAUCCCCAAAGUUCACUGCCAUAAGUUUUUCAUUACCACAUGUUAAACAACUUUGACAGCCAUAACACCACUUAAUUUAUUCAUUUUUUUUUACUAUUCAGUAAUUUUUUUCUCUUACCAAUUGAGAAUUUAUAUUUGGUUUGUUGAAACAUAUGAUUUCAUAAUGUGCAAUGUUUCACUGCCCUAAAGUAAAAUGAAAUACUGGCUUUGUUUUAAAUUAAAUACAAGAACUUAUAGUUUAUACGAUACUGUUUACUUUUUGCAAAAAUGUUUUCCUUUAAUUUCUUUUAUUGUCAGAUGAGUUUAGUGGGGGAAAAUUAGGUUUACCUCAACACCUGCCAUAUCAUUCUUCAUUUAUUCACUUAAUAAGUACUUUUUAAACAAACUCUGUACCAGCAUCUGUUCUAGACCCUGAGGAUACACUGGUGAACAAGACAAAGACGCUGCCCUCUUUGUGCCUACCUUUAGUGGGGGGCCUGACAAUAAACAAGGAAAAUGAGUAAUUUCAGAUAGUGACCAGUGCUUUGAAGAAAAUAACUAAGAGUAAGAUGUUACAGCUUAACUGGGAUGGGGGAGAGGGUUUUGUCUUUUAAGUAGGGAAUCAGAAAAGGCCUCUGAUGAUAUGAUAUAUGAGCAGAGACCUGAAUGAUCAGAAGGAGCAAUCAUGUAAUGAUCUGAAGAAGGAACAUUCCAGAUGAUAGGAGUGGCAGGUGCUCUGGUAUAUAAGAAACAGCAAGAAGGGUAGGGCAGCUGGAGGUAAUGAACUAAGCAGAGAAUGAUAGAGAUGAGACUGGAAUGGUGUACAGAACGAGUCUGUGUAAGGCAUUUGAGGUUACAAUUAAGAAUUUUUAAUCUAUUCAAGGCUUAAAUCUAUUUUAAAUAUAUCCUGUAGCUGGUUUAUUUGCCAGUUUUUAUUUAUUAUACUUAAAAACGUAAUUUGCCAUACAAAUGAAGCUGUUGGACUUUUAGGCCAGAGAAGUGGACAUGUCAAGAGUGUGUGAAUGUAAAGAUUGUUUGGUCAAAAAUAUUCCUCUAUGAGAAUUCUGGAAAAAUGGUGGUGGUGGUGAUAUCAUUUUUUAAUCUCAAAUUUCCCCAUGAAAACAAAUAGAGCAGUUCCUGUUCUGUUGGUGGUGAGGCAGCUUGUAUCCUUCCAUGAUAACAUGGACAAAUUCUGGAAAAAUAUGCCAAACAGCUUUGAGGGAGCUGGGAAAUAUCAAAAGCAGAAAUAGGGAGUCAGCCUUGAAAGAGGUGAACCACAGUGGCUGAGAUGUGUUUUACACACCUUUCCACUUGAAUGCACUCCCCGUUCCAUGCUGUGAAAGGCAGCUAGAACUCAAGCAGAAAGCUUUAGGAGUCAGAGGUGAAAAUUAAGGGUUGCCAGAGUGAAAAAUGAUGGGGCAAGUCAUGGAAAAGUAGAAGCCACUGGAGAAGGCAAUCAAAAUAUGCUUAUAAACCUCAGCCAAAUCUUUGACUAAUCACUGAACUACACAUACUGUGUGGAGAGACCUCA